Messenger RNA from Amoebophrya sp. A25, 321 nucleotides. The record is from the annotation of a GenBank genome assembly. Lineage: Eukaryota; Dinophyceae; Syndiniales; Amoebophryaceae.
ACGUGGCGCUUCCAGAAAGCGAGUUAUCAGUUCAGGCUCGGGAUACAUCUAUUAAACGUUUUGUAUUCCUCGUUUAAUAUGUUGAUGCAGUAGCGGUGGAGGUCUGCCGCGUGCUACCUAGAAGGGGACAUGAUUAUAGAUACAUGGAUACCUAUGCUUAUCCAAAUUUCCCAAAAUGGAAAUGGUAUCGUACUACUAGGAGUUUGAUGGAGGCGUUGAGGUUUUGCUUGAUUCGUACUGUCAGACACUAGCUCCCUUGUUUCUGUCUAUGCCCACAACUUCUUGUUGCGUCGAUGGUCUUUUGAGUUUACUACUGUACCC